AUGUAUGUGAAAUGGUUUGAUACAGUAAUGUUUUACUAUGAGAUUUUAGUGAAUUUAGUGACUGUCACUUUUUGUCAUUUUCAAAUUUCCCGCCAGUUCUGUCCCCGUACGUCCCGACGCUCGCAGGGGACGGAACCUAGAUGACAGAUGCCGGCAUCCGCCAGAGGACAUUACAGGGGACACUGCAGGAGGGACAUCGUGGGAGUGCAGGACAAGGUAAGUGUAGAAGAGAUCCCGGAGCAGCGCUGCAAGGUAUUCCCGAGUGUAGCUCGGGGUUACUGCUUGUGGUGCUGAAACUUUACCCCGAGCUACACUCGGGAAUACCUCCAGGGAGGUUA
Messenger RNA from Staurois parvus, 338 nucleotides. Lineage: Eukaryota; Metazoa; Chordata; Amphibia; Anura; Ranidae. The record is from the annotation of a GenBank genome assembly.